Messenger RNA from Balaenoptera musculus (blue whale), 1619 nucleotides. It is a transcript of the gene HES4, whose product is annotated as hes family bHLH transcription factor 4. Gene Ontology annotation, cellular component: nucleus. Gene Ontology annotation, molecular function: RNA polymerase II cis-regulatory region sequence-specific DNA binding; DNA-binding transcription factor activity, RNA polymerase II-specific; protein dimerization activity. NCBI's taxonomy places the organism in Eukaryota, Metazoa, Chordata, Mammalia, Artiodactyla, Balaenopteridae. Gene Ontology annotation, biological process: regulation of transcription by RNA polymerase II; anterior/posterior pattern specification. The record is from RefSeq and is a predicted model, not a curated record. The coding region runs from base 799 to 1563 and encodes 254 amino acids. The transcript is spliced from 3 exons.
UCACCAGCCUGCCCAGUGACGGCCUGACAUUCUGUUCCAUGACGUCAUCCUGCCUGACUGAUGACGUCACUCCGCCCGCCUUGUGGCAUCACCUUCACUGGUCCCGUGAUGCCACUCUGCCUGUCUACGACCUUGGCCAGCCAGCCUCUCUCCUGCCCAGCGGCUGGUGUUCCACGUCCACCGUGUCAGGGGCCUCGUGCAGGUGCUGCAGCCGGCGGGGGUCAGAUUCGCAGGCCGCGCGGAGGCCCGAGGGCCCGGCUGGGUCCGCGGAGAGCAGAGGCGCGCGGGCCGAGGCUCGCCGGCUCCUCGGGGGCGCCUCACCCGGUCCCCCUCGCGAAUUUUCCUUUCAGAUUUCCCGCGGCCCCCGCUCGCCCUGAAGGUGAGCCUCGCGCCUCCGCCCUCCCGGAGAGGUCCCCUCCCGGCGCACCGCUCGGAACGGGGGAGCGGGCGCGGCGACUUUCCCGCCUCGGCCCGGCGUGGCCAGAGGCGGGCGCGGGCGGGGUGCCCCAGUUCGCCUUUGUCGCCCGCGGGGUCGGUGGGCCGGGAGCGGACGCGUGACUGACAGCCGGCGGGGGCUGCGGCCGGGGGCGGGCUGCCCGGCGCCGGCGGCUCAUUGGCUGGCGCGAGUGUGGGAAAGAACGCGGAGCCGGAUUCACACGCCCCGCGGCGGCGCUUCCUUAAAUAGCCAGGCGGCGGGCUACGCGCGCUCGGUCCCGGAGCCUGGAACCCGCGGGAGAAGGGCUCCGGAAGCCGUGCGUCCGGCCCGCCCUCGGCCCCGGGCGGCGCGGGGGGCGCACCAUGCCUGCCGACACCCCGGGGAAGCUGAGGGCCUCGCCGCGGGCGGGAGCGCCGGCCGGUGCCCGCCGGACCCCGGACCAGCCCCGGAGCGCGGCCGAGCACCGGAAGGUGGGGACCCGGCCGGACGCGGUUGGCAGGAGCGGGGGGGAGAGGGGAGCUGACGCCCGCGGGACUCAGCCGCUGCCGGCCCCGCAGUCCUCCAAGCCCGUCAUGGAGAAGCGGCGCCGCGCGCGCAUCAACGAGAGCCUCGCUCAGCUCCGGAGCCUCCUCCUGGACGCCCUCAGGAAAGAGAGCUCCCGCCGCUCGAAGCUGGAGAAGGCGGACAUCCUGGAGCUGACCGUGAAGCACCUGCAGAGCCUGCGGCGCGUGCAGGUGACAGCCGCCCUCCGCGCCGACCCGGCAGUCCUGGGCAAGUACCGCGCCGGCUUCCACGAGUGUCUGGCCGAGGUGAAUCGCUUCCUGGCCGGCUGCGAGGGCGUCCCGGCCGACGUGCGGUCCCGCCUGCUCGGCCAUCUGGCGACCUGCCUGGCCCGGCUGGGGCCCUCGCGCCGCCCGCUUCCACCGGCCCCCGCCGCCGAAGUUCUGGCGCCCGCGGUGUACGCGGGCCGCCCGCCACCGCCGGCCUUCGACGGCCCCUGCCCCUUGCCGCGCUCCGGGGCGGUCUUGGCGCCGCCCUUCCUGCCGGGCCGGACGGGGGCGCCCCUCGCCGCCCCCGGGGCCGCGGCUCAGGGCCGGGGCGCACCCUGGAGGCCGUGGCUGCGGUGAGGUCGCGGCCUCAGAACCCGCUGAGACUGUGCCAGAAAAUAUUUAUUUCCAGAGAC